AACAGGGCAAAGGCGAGCGGAAGAUGUCUCACGUCGAAUUGGCGCUGGAGCGGGUUUCCACCUUCCAAGCAGCGCACAGCGCAGGUAAGAGACCGGGAGAUCCCUCUGCGCUCCCGCUGUACACAGUUUUAAACCGGCCCAUUCGUUCCACAGUACUGGUUUCAAGUCGGCUCUAUAAAAUCGGAGCGCCCAGGGUAGGCGGAACAAAAGAAACUACAUUUCCCUGCAGGCCGUGGGUACCCGGUCCCAGCCACUCUUUCCGGCGCGUGCCGAGUGGUAGAAGAGACGCCCGGUGUGCAGGCAUGGAUCCCAGCAGCCGGUGGCGGAACUUGCCCAGCGGGCCCAGCCUGAAGCAUUUGACCGACCCUUCUUACGGGAUCCCGCGGGAACAGCAAAAGCCAGCAUUGCAGGAGCUGACGCGGGCGCACGUCGAGUCCUUCAACUACGCCGUGCGCGAGGGGCUCAGCCACGCGGUGCAGGCCAUCCCGCCUUUUGAAUUCACUUUCAAAGAUGAGCGGAUUUCUCUUACCAUUGUGGAUGCUGCCAUCAGCCCACCCACGGUUCCAAAAGGGAGCAUCUGCAAAGAGCUCAACAUUUACCCAGCAGAGUGCCGGGGCCGGAGGAGCACCUACCGGGGAAGGCUGACAGCUGAUAUCAGCUGGGCAGUGAAUGGAAUCUCAAAAGGAGUCAUCAAACAGUUUCUUGGCUAUGUUCCCAUCAUGGUGAAAUCCAAGCUUUGCAACUUGUACAGCCUUUCUCCAAGAGCCCUCAUCGAGCACCAUGAGGAAGCGGAGGAAAUGGGAGGCUAUUUUAUAAUCAAUGGCAUCGAAAAAGUCAUCCGAAUGUUGAUUAUGCCUCGCAGAAAUUUCCCCAUUGCAAUGGUAAGGCCAAAAUGGAAAAGCAGAGGGCCUGGCUAUACUCAGUAUGGAGUUUCAAUGCACUGUGUGAGGGAAGAACACUCUGCUGUCAAUAUGAACCUUCACUACUUGGAAAACGGCACGGUUAUGUUGAACUUUAUUUACCGGAAAGAACUGUUUUUUCUUCCUUUGGGAUUUGCACUGAAGGCCCUUGUCAGCUUUUCCGAUUAUCAGAUUUUUCAGGAGCUCAUCAAAGGGAAGGAGGAUGACUCUUUCUUGAGGAACUCUGUUUCUCAGAUGUUAAGGAUUGUGAUGGAAGAGGGAUGUGCCACCCAGAAACAGGUCCUUAACUACCUGGGUGAACGCUUCAGAGUAAAAGUCAAUCUUCCCGACUGGUACCCAAAUGAACAAGCUGCAGAGUUUCUGUUCAACGAGUGCAUCUGUAUCCACCUGAAAUCCAACACCGAAAAGUUUUACAUGCUUUGUCUCAUGACCCGGAAGCUCUUUGCUUUAGCCAAAGGCGAGUGCAUGGAGGAGAAUCCCGACAGUUUAGUGAAUCAAGAAGUCCUGACCCCAGGUCAGCUCUUCCUCAUGUUUCUAAAGGAAAAAUUGGAAGCUUGGUUGGUGUCUAUUAAGAUAGCUAUAGAUAAGAAGGCUCAGAAAACCAGUGUGUCCUUAAACACUGAAAAUUUGAUGAAGAUUUUAAAUCUGGGAAUAGACCUCACCAAGCCAUUCGAAUACCUUCUUGCUACUGGGAAUCUACGUUCUAAAACAGGUCUUGGCUUCCUGCAGGAUUCUGGACUCUGUGUCGUGGCUGACAAGCUGAACUUCAUACGCUACCUCUCCCACUUCCGCUGUGUGCACAGAGGGGCUGAUUUUGCCAAGAUGCGGACGACCACGGUGCGCAGGCUGCUGCCAGAGUCCUGGGGCUUCCUCUGCCCCGUGCAUACCCCUGAUGGGGAGCCCUGUGGUCUGAUGAACCACUUAACCGCCACGUGCGAGGUCGUCACCCAGUUCGUGUAUACAGCCUCUAUUCCAGCUUUGCUCUGCAGCUUGGGGGUCACUCCCGUGGACAGUGCACCACAUCGGCGGUACAGCGAGUGCUACCCUGUCCUCCUGGAUGGCGUCAUGGUUGGCUGGGCAGACAAGGAGCUCGCUCCUAGCAUCGCUGACUCCCUCCGACAUUUUAAGGUGUUGAGAGAAAAAAGAAUUCCUCCCUGGAUGGAGGUGGUCCUGAUCCCCAUGACAGGAAAACCAAGUCUGUACCCAGGAUUGUACCUUUUCACCACGCCUUGCAGACUGGUGCGGCCUGUGCAGAACCUGGGAUUAGGCAGAGAAGAACUAAUUGGAACUAUGGAACAGAUCUUCAUGAAUGUUGCCAUCUUUGAGGAUGAGGUUUUGGCUGGAGUUACCACCCACCAGGAGCUCUUCCCUCACAGCCUGCUGAGUGUGAUCGCCAACUUCAUCCCGUUCUCUGACCACAACCAGAGUCCGAGGAACAUGUACCAAUGCCAGAUGGGUAAGCAAACCAUGGGCUUUCCUCUUCUCACGUUUAAAGACCGAUCAGAUAAUAAACUGUAUCGGCUUCAGACUCCACAAAGCCCUCUAGUGAGACCGUACAUGUAUGAUUAUUAUGACAUGGAUAACUACCCAAUUGGGACAAAUGCCAUUGUUGCUGUCAUUUCUUACACUGGCUAUGAUAUGGAAGAUGCCAUGAUUCUGAAUAAGGCCUCUUGGGAGCGAGGCUUUGCCCAUGGAAGUGUCUACAAGUCUGAGUUCAUAGAUCUGUCUGAAAAAAUUAAACAAGGUGAUGAUAGUCUGGUGUUUGGUGUCAGACCUGGUGACCCACGGGUUGCGCAGAAGCUGGAUGAUGAUGGAUUGCCAUUUGUUGGAGCACAGCUGCAGUAUGGAGAUCCGUAUUAUAGCUACCUGAACCUCAACACCGGGGAAAGCUUUGUGGUGUACUAUAAGAGUAAAGAAAACUGUAUUGUGGAUAACAUCAAGGUGUGCGGUAAUGACACCGGAAGUGGCAGGUUCAAGUGUGUUUGCAUCACGAUGCGAGUCCCUCGGAACCCAACUAUUGGGGAUAAAUUUGCCAGUCGUCAUGGGCAGAAGGGCAUCUUGAGCAGGUUGUGGCCGGUGGAGGACAUGCCAUUCACAGAGAGCGGGAUGGUCCCGGACAUUCUGUUCAAUCCUCACGGUUUUCCAUCCCGCAUGACCAUCGGUAUGUUGAUCGAGAGCAUGGCAGGAAAGUCUGCAGCUUUGCAUGGUCUCUGCCAUGAUGCUACACCCUUCAUCUUCUCAGAGGAGAACUCAGCCCUGGAAUACUUUGGUGAGAUGCUGAAGGCUGCCGGCUACAACUACUACGGCACGGAGAGAUUGUACAGUGGCAUCAGUGGGCUGGAGCUGGAGGCAGACAUCUUCAUAGGCGUGGUUUAUUACCAACGCUUACGCCACAUGGUCUCGGACAAAUUCCAAGUGAGAACAACAGGAGCCAGAGACAGAGUCACUAACCAGCCUAUUGGGGGAAGAAAUGUCCAGGGUGGAAUCCGUUUUGGAGAGAUGGAGCGGGAUGCUCUCUUAGCACACGGUACAUCUUUUCUCCUUCACGACCGCCUCUUCAACUGCUCGGAUCGGUCGGUGGCCCACGUGUGUGUGAAAUGUGGCAGUCUGCUCUCCCCAUUGUUGGAGAAGCCACCCCCGUCGUGGUCCGCCAUGCGCAACAGAAAGUACAGCUGCUCUCUGUGUAAUCGCAGUGACACCAUCGACACGGUUUCCGUGCCUUAUGUCUUUCGGUAUUUUGUGGCUGAACUGGCAGCUAUGAACAUCAAAGUGAAACUGGAUAUCAUUUAACUUGAUGCUGGCCUUUGGGUCAGGAUCACUGUUGGGUUAAAACAGAAUGUAACUUUGUAACUUUAGUUCAGUGAGGCUAUUGAUGGGUUACUUGGGAGCUUUUCAAGGUUUUCAGAGCUCUCAGCCAAGACCCGGCAACUAAGAAUUUGGUUUCUGAGUCUCUCUGUCAUAAUUACUACUGAAGAUCAUUUUCAGUGUAUUUGCUCAGAGAUUCCAUAAGUAUCUUUUUUUUAAAUGGUACAUUGAUAAAAAGGAAAUUCAGGGAAAAGUCUUUCCAACCCCAUGUUUUUUUAUCCUGCUUUUACCAGCAGUGACUCUCAGACCUUUAUUUGUCCAUGUGGAGCACAGCAGCCCAAUAUAAAUACAGUAUAAGUCAUAUGUGUAACUUUAUAUUUUCUUAUAUCCACAUUAAAGUAAUAACAAGAGGUAGGACUGUUUUUAACAGCUUUGUUGGAGUGUAAUUGUUACACAAAAAAGGCACCUAUUUAAUGAAUAUAAUCUAGUGGCUUGAACAGAAGCAUACACCUGUGAAGGACCACCACAAUCAUGGUAAUAAACACCACCUCCAGAAGUUUCCUUGUGCUCCUUUGGGUUGUGUUUCUUUGGCUGGUUUUUUUGGCAAGAACCAUAAGCUUGGGAGUUCUCUUGUGGCGCAGCAGAAUCUGAUGUGUCACUGUAGCGGCCUGGGUCACUUCUGUGGCACCAGCUCAAUCCCAGGAAUUUCCACAUGCUGUGGGUGUGGCCAAAAAUGAAAAAAAAAAAAAACAAAAACAAAAAACGAGCUUAACACCUACCCUUUUAACAAAUGUUUAAUAAGUGUAUGAUACGGUACUGAUGAUAGAUACAACAGUGUAAGCAAAUCUCUAGAAUUUACUCAUUGGGUAUAAGUGGAACUUUAUACCCAGUGAAGAGCAGCUCCCCAUUUCCCCUUCCUCCAGUCCCUGAUAACCAUCGUUCUGCAUCCUGGUUCUCUGGGUUUGACUAAUUUAGCUACCUCAUACCUCAUCCAGUAUCUGUCCUCGAACUAGCUUAUUUUUACCUAGCUUAAUGUCUCCUACAUUCAUCCAUGUUGCAUAUGGCAGAAUUUCCUUUUUUUUUAGGGCUGCACCCACAGCAUAGAGGUUCCCAAACUAGGGGUUGAAUUGGAGCUACAACUGCUGGCUGGCACCACAGCCAGAGCAACGCCAGAUCCAAGCUGCAUCUUCGACCUAUACCACAGUUCACAGCAACGCCACGUCCUUAACCCACUGAGUGAGGCCAGGGAUCAAACCCACAACCUCAUGGUUCCUAGUUGGAUUCAUUUCCACUGUGCCAUAUGGUUACUCCAGAAUCUCCUUUUUAAGGCCAUAUAAUACUCCAUUGUGUGUAUGUAGCAUAUAUUCUUCAUCUCUUGAUGUUAAUUUAGGUUGUUUCCAUAUCUUAGAAAUAAUGUCAAUACUAAUAUUUAAUGUAAUACAGCCAAAAUGACAUAGUGAAUAUUAAAAAUUUACUGAGAUAUUUUACAUUUUUUUAUACUAAAUCUCUAAAAUCUAGUAGCUGUUAUUUUCUUACCUGUGUACAAUAUCAUAUUUUAUAUCAUUGUAUUGUCUCCUGCUGAUGGACAUUUGGGCUGUUCCUUCCUUGGAACAGUUCUGGCAACAGACAAUCUUGUAUUCACUUCUGCAAACUUAAAGUGCUUUUUGAUGUUAAAACUUUACUAAGAUAAUUCUUUAUU
This is a messenger RNA of Sus scrofa (pig), 5424 nucleotides long. It is a transcript of the gene POLR1B, whose product is annotated as RNA polymerase I subunit B. NCBI's taxonomy places the organism in Eukaryota, Metazoa, Chordata, Mammalia, Artiodactyla, Suidae. Gene Ontology annotation, cellular component: nucleus. The record is from RefSeq and is a predicted model, not a curated record. Gene Ontology annotation, biological process: DNA-templated transcription. Gene Ontology annotation, molecular function: DNA binding; ribonucleoside binding; DNA-directed RNA polymerase activity.